Molecule: messenger RNA, 9589 nt
Organism: Perca fluviatilis (European perch)
Lineage: Eukaryota; Metazoa; Chordata; Actinopteri; Perciformes; Percidae
Gene: frem2b
Product: FRAS1 related extracellular matrix 2b
Exons: 24
Coding region: 141-9482 (3113 amino acids)
Biological process (GO): cell communication
Cellular component (GO): membrane
Source: RefSeq, a predicted model, not a curated record
UGGUGCACCGUAGUGGCCGUAGGUGCGUGAUAUUGUCCAACUCUGGUUUUAUAUUCUCGCAACUUUAACCGUAGGCUACUAAGUUUGGAAGGGUGUAUGCGCAAAGUUCAACGUGUCUCCGUUGCGAUUCCACACUCCAAAUGGCUUGGAUUAUUCCCCCGCAUCUGCACGGGACUGGCGCUGCUUUUGUCCUGCUUGCGGUGAUUCUGACAGGUGAUGCAGUCGCGCAGGUCUUUGACAGCUAUGGAUUAUCGUACGCCUUGAGGUCCGAGCUGUCAGAGGACACGAUAUUGGUUGCCAAUAAUGGGAUCCGCGUGCCUUUCGGGAGAUCAGUCUUCAUUGAUCCCAUCAACGAUUUGGUUAUCCAAGUUCAGCCCGGCGAUAGAUGCAGCAUAACGGUCCUGGACAAUGAUCCCUUGUCUCAAAGGCCUGGACACCUGUCUCCGAAAAAGUUUCCGUGUGAAUUUGGCCCCAACGACGUGAAGUAUUCUCACUUUGGCUCCAGGAGUCCUCCGAGGGAUAGAGUGAGACUACAACUCAGGUACGACACCCAAACGGAUACCGUUAUAAUCCCGUUUAUGAUGGAGGUGAAAGUCAUCUUCACACAGCUCGAAGUGCUGACCAAAAACAUGCCACUCACUGUCGAGAAACUGCUCGGCACAAGUAACCCCAUCGAUAGAAGAAUUUUAGAAUUCACUUAUGAUAAUAGCGUACAUCAAUGCAAAAUCGCCUCUCUGUCCAGUGGCAGCGUGCUGCCCAGGUAUGGGAAACUUGUGGAUGGGGACAGCCUUGGAACAAUGGUAGACUGUGAUGAGUUUAUUAAAAUGGACAUCCGCUAUCAGCACACUUUUGCUUUGAAGUCCCCAAACCGAGAUUACAUUCCAAUGCUUGUGGAGUUGCAUGAUAAGGAAGGCAAUUUGCUCAAGCAGGAGUUUUUCCAAAUUCUAGUGAGGAUUAAAGAUGGAGAGGAGAACACAGCUCCCAAACCCAGCUUUGUUGCAAUGAUGAUGAUGGAAGUAGACCAGUUUGUAAUGACAGCGAUAACCGUGGACAUGCUGGCUGCCGAGGAUGUUGAGUCUAAUCCUGACGAAUUAAUUUUCAACAUCACAUCCACCCUGUCCUUUGAGGAGGGCUACAUAGUGAGCACAGAUGAUAGGAAUUUACCAAUAACCUCAUUUUACCAAGGAGACCUCAAAGACUUGAAAAUUGCCUACAAGCCCCCUGCUGUGGAUUCAGACACUGAGCGGAUUUUCCAGAUUGAGUUUGAGGUUGUGGACACAGAGGGGGCUGUGUCAGACCUUUUUGCUUUCAUGAUUGUUGUUAAGCCUAUGAACACCUUGGCCCCUGUGGUGACUAGAAACACUGGCCAGUUACUGUACGAGGGUCAGUCCAGGCCUCUGUCCAGCUCACAGAAUCUGGAAAUCAGCGACGAGGACAGUUUAGACAAAGUCAAAAUCACAGUUAUCGAUGGGCUGAGGCAUGGAGAAUUAAGUGUUCUGGGUUUGAGGAGGAAAUUUUUCACUCCGGCUGACCUCGACGCCGGAGCAGUCAUUUAUCAGCAUGAUGGCAGCGACACAUACAGUGAUAAUAUUAUUUUCAGAAUGACAGACGGCACAAAUGAGGUGGAGUUUCUGUUUCCCAUCACUGUUGUGCCAACUGACGACGAGCCUCCCAUAAUCAACGCCAACACUGGUUUGAUUUUAUUCAAAAACCAAAUGAUGCCAAUCUCCUCACUCAUGCUCAGUGCAGCAGACAUUGACUCAGAGGAUUCUUCAAUAAAAUUCACAAUAGAGCUUCCAUUUUCCACGAUUGGGCAGGUGUUGCUGCGUCAGUCUGAGGCCCCAGAGGACCCGUCGACCUGGAAGUUUAAUACAGAGGAUGAAUUGUAUGAGAAAGCAGUGACUGAAUGGCUGCAGCAGGAUAUUACAGAUGGCAAACUGUUUUACAAGCACAUUGGGCCUCACAGCGUCAGCACAGUCAUGGAUCAGUUUGUGUUUCGAGUUCAGGAUGACAACGACCCACCAAACCAAUCAGGUGAGAGCUCGUUCAUUAUCAAAAUUCUCCCUGUUGACGACGUCCCUCCUGAACUGUACCCUGACACGACUCUGCAAAUGACUGUGCACGAGUAUCAGCUUACGUACUUCCGAAAGAAAUUCCUGCGUUAUACUGACCUGGACUCAGAGGAUCGGGAUCUCAAAUACACAAUCAUCCAGCCACCGACGGAUACAGAUGAGAAUAGCCCCGUUGUAUUGGGAGCUCUGGUAUUAACUGAAAAGCCGAACGCUGAAGUCAGAGUUUUCACUCAGGCGCAAAUUAACCACCAUAAAAUAGCUUACAAACCUCCUGAUCUAGAGCUAGGAAUUACCAGUCAUGUUUUGCAGUUCCGGUACACUGUGGAGGAUGUUUCUGGAAAUAUUGUAGAAGGAGUUUUUACUAUAUUUUUAAAGCCUGUAGACAACAAGCCGCCUCAAAUAACCAACUCUGGAUUUACUGUGCUUGAACGCGGCACGCAUAUCAUUACAAGUGCUGAGCUGGACACCUCAGACACAGACACAGACAACAAACAGAUAUCCUUCACUAUUACCCAGCCUCCACUGCAUGGCCAGAUCCAGUUCACAUUCACUGAAAUGACAAGAGGAGACACUUUCAGCCUCGAGGAUAUUGGAAAUGGCAGAAUGUCAUACAUCCAUAAUGGAGAUGAAUCAACGGUUGAUUCAAUACAAAUAGAUGUCAGCGAUGGCGUCCACAUUGUCCCAAUUACUAUAAAGAUUACAGUGAAGCCAAUUGAUGAUGAGACUCCAACUAUCAGUCUCCCAGCUGGCACAAUUGGCUCCUACAUAGAUGUACUGGAAAAUGGAGCAACAGAAAUCACAAGUAAUGUCAUUCAGGGAAGAGAUGAGGACACGGAUGACCUCCGAUUGACGUUCAUUGUGGAGGACCCACCAUCAUUAGGUGUCAUUCUGGUGAAAGGUGUCCAAUCUGGCACAUUCACCCAAGCUGAUAUCAUUAACGGCUUUGUGGUCUAUGCUCAUACCAGCGGGGAGAUAGGUUUGACCACAAAGGAGGACUUUUUUAAUCUCACAUUGACGGACAUGUCUGAUGAGUGGACUGUAGGGGGAAAUAAGAUCACAGGUGUCAGAGUGCAUGUAACUAUUCUUCCCCUGGACAGCCAGGCUCCAGAGGUCUUUGUGGGUCCUCAGUUCACUGUUAUUGAGGGAGAGAAGAAUGUCAUUCAAAUUCUUCAUAUAAGCGCUGAUGAUGCAGACACCUCCAACGAUGACCUCCUUUGUACAAUCAUUGUACAGCCGACUUCAGGGUACGUGGAAAAUAUCUCCCCUGCCCCCGGCUCAGAGAAAUCCAGGUCCGGGACAGCUAUUAGCGCUUUGACCAUCAAGGACAUCAGACAGAAUCACAUUAACUACGUUCAAAGCAUUCACAGAGGAGUCGAGCCAGUGGAGGACAGGUUUACGUUCAGAUGCUCUGAUGGCAUCAAUUUCUCUGAAAGGCACUUUUUCCCUAUCUCCAUAAUCCCCUCUAAUGAUGAAAAGCCUGAGAUUUACAUGAGAGAGUUUGUAGUUAUGGAGGGCAUGAACAUAGUCAUAGACACUCCCAUUCUGAAUGGCGCUGAUGCAGAUCUCCCCUCUGAUCAGCUCACAUUCAUUAUUACCAAACCCCCCAAGCACGGAUUUAUUCUCAAUCAGCUCACUACCGGCACUAUCCCCGUCUCAAACUUCACCUUGGAUCAGAUCAGAGAGGCCUCCAGCAUUGUUUAUGAGCACGAUGACUCAGAGAGCACAGAGGACAGCUUUGAUAUUGUUCUCACCGACGGAAAGUUCAGUGUAGAGAAAACGGUAAUAGUUAUGAUUAUCCCUGUGGACGACGAGACACCGAGGAUGGCAAUCAAUGACGGCCUUGAAAUUGAGAUAGGUGACGUGAAAGUCAUAAACAGCGAUGUUUUAAAAGCCACGGAUCUGGACUCAGAGGAUGACACGUUAACUUAUAUUAUCCGCUAUGGGCCUGGUCAGGGAUAUUUACAGAGGGCAACACCCUCUGGGACUUUACAAAACAUCACAGUUGGAAUGAACUUUACACAAAGCGAAGUGGAUCAGGGUUUAAUUGUGUACACCCAUAACGGGCAAGAGGGGAUUCGAGACCUCAUCAAAUUUGAUGUGACAGAUGGCAUCAACCCUUUGAUUGACAGAUACUUCUACGUGACAGUGGGUGGCAUCGACAUGGUUUUCCCAGACGUGAUCAGUAAAGGUGUCUCCCUUAAAGAGGGUGGCAGGGUUACUCUGACAACAGACCUGCUCAGCACCAGCGACCUCAACAGCCCAGACGAACACUUGGUUUUUACAAUCACCAGAGCUCCCACGAGAGGACACCUGGAGUGCACAGACACACCUGGGAUGCCCAUCUCGUCCUUCACACAGCUCCAGCUGGCUGGCAACAAAGUCUACUACAUCCACACUUCCGAUGACGAAGUGAAAAUGGAUAGCUUUGAAUUUGAAGUGACCGACGGCUACAACCCUGUGUUCCGCACUUUCCGCAUCUCCAUCACGGACGUGGACAAUAAAAAGCCUGUAGUGACAAUACACGGCCUGGUGGUAACCGAAGGAGAGAACAAACUCAUCACGCCUUUUGAGCUAACAGUGGAGGACAGAGACACUAUCGACCGCCUCUUAAAGUUCACAGUCACUCAAAUCCCAGUUCAUGGUCGCCUCCUCUUUAACAACAGCCGGCCUGUCACCUCCUUCACAAAGCAGGACCUGAAUGAGAACAUGAUCAGCUACAAGCAUGACGGCACAGAGAGUGCAGAGGACAGCUUCUCUUUCACCGUCACUGAUGGCACUCACACAGACUUCUACAUCUUCCCCGACACAGUAUUCGAGACCCGAAAGCCCCAAAUGAUGAAGAUUACUGUCCUCCCGGUGGAUAAUGGGGUGCCCCAGAUUGUGAUGAACAAGGGGGCCCCGACAUUGCGGGUUCUAGAGACUGGUCACCUGGGGUUUGUGAUUACCAGUAAGACCCUUAAAGCAGAGGACAGAGACAGCGUUCAGAAUUCCGUGGCCUUUAGGAUCACUGGUGCCCCAGAACAUGGCUACCUGAUCAACCUUGGCAAAGGAAACGCCACUAUCACCACCUUCACACAAGCUGAAAUUGACGACAUGAACAUAUGCUAUGUUCUGAGGGAUGGUGACAAUGCUACAAAUGACAUCUUCUAUUUCUCCAUUGAGGACAGUGGAGGCAACCAACUGAAGAACCAGCAGUUCCGUCUGAACUGGGCUUGGAUCUCUUUAGAGAAGCAACGCUACGUGGUGGACGAAGAGGUCAAGUUCCUGGAGGUGGUGCUGAAACGGCGAGGCUACCUGGGGGAGACCUCCUUCGUUAGUAUAGGCACAACGGAUGGCACUGCAGAAAAGGACAAAGAUUUCCAGGGGAAAUCUCAGAAACAGGUGCAGUUCAACCCGGGCCAGACCAAGGCCACCUGGAAGGUCCGGAUCCUGUCAGAUAGCGAGUAUGAAGUGUCCGAGACCUUCCAGAUCGUUCUGUCUGAACCGGUGAUGGCAGCCCUGGAAUUCCCACAGUUCGCUACUGUGGAGAUCCUGGACCCUGACGAUGAGUCAACAGUGUUCAUACCCUCAGCUGCAUACAACAUAGAGGAGGACAUUGGUGAGCUGCUUAUCCCAGUGCACAGGAGUGGAGAUGCCAGUCAGGAGCUCAUGGUCAUCUGCUACACUCAGCAAGUUUCGGCCACAGGCACGGUCCCCACCACGGUGCUGUCCUACUCUGAUUACAUCUCCAGGCCUGAGGACCAUCGCAGCAUCCUGCGCUUUGACAAGGGAGAGGUAGAGAAAUCCUGCCGGGUUGUGAUCAUUGAUGACUCCCUGUAUGAAGACGAGGAAAGCUUCAAUGUCACCCUCAGCAUGCCCAUGGGGGGCCGUCUGGGCUUAGAGUUCCCCGCAGCUAGAAUCACAAUCAUUCCCGAUAUGGAAGACGCUCCCAUCUUCUACUUUGGCAACACUCACUACCACGUGGAUGAGAGCGAUGGCUUCGUGGAGGUGCAGGUAUGGAGGACGGGGACCGAUCUUUCCAAAGGUGGAACCGUCACAGUGCGCUCCAGAAAGACAGAUCCUGUCUCGGCGGAGGCUGGCGUGGAUUAUGUUGGGAUCAGUCGGAAUCUGGACUUCGCACCGGGGGUCACCAUGCAGACGUUUCGUGUGACCAUCCUGGAUGACCUGGGCCAGCCGGUGCUGGAGGGGCCGGAGAAGUUUGAACUGGUACUCCGGAUGCCUAUGAACGGGAUCCUCGGGGAGCCGAGCAAGACUACCAUCCUCAUCAAUGACUCCGUUUCAGACUUGCCAAAGGUGCAGUUCCGUGAUGCUGUGUAUGUGGGCGAUGAGAACGCAGGGCAGAUCUCAGCUACUGUAUACCGUAGUGGAGAUAUCAGCUACAAGUCCACGGUACGCUGUUACAGUCGGCAGGGGACGGCCCAGGUCAUGAUGGACUUCAAUGAGAGGCCCAACACAGAUGGUUCCAUCAUCACCUUCUUACCAGGAGAGAUUGAAAAGCCUUGUGUACUGGUACUAGUUGAUGACACAGAACACGAGGAAGAAGAAGAGCUCCGUCUUGUGUUGGGAAGCCCCAAGAGUGAAUCUCCGUUUGGAGCAUCUAUUGGAAGGCAGAAUGAAACGCUCAUCAAGAUAAAAGACGAUGCAGACAAGGCGAUUAUUAGAUUCGGAGAGACCAAAUUCAGCGUGAAUGAGCCAAAGAACAGCGGCCAAGUGUCUGUGGUGAAGAUCCCAGUGCUGCGUGUUGGAGACACCUCCAAGGUCUCGGUUGUCCGAGUUCACACCAAGGACGGAUCUGCUACCUCUGGGGAGGACUACCAUCCCGUAUCUGAGGAAAUUGUGUUCAAAGAGGGAGACACAGAGCACUAUGUGGACGUGGAGAUUUUAUACGACAGUGCCAGAGAAAUGAGGGAGGCGUUCACUGUGCACCUGAAGCCUGAUGAAAACAUGGUGGCAGAGACAAAGAUGAGCAAAGCCAUAAUCUACAUUGAGGAGACCAACAGCAUGGCGGAUGUCACCUUCCCCUCUGUGCCCAGGGUGGUGUCUCUGCUGCACUACGAUGACAUCGACAGGACUGCCAACUCUCUCCCUGUGGCCGGAUACCCUGUCAUUUGUGUCACUGCCUGUAACCCCAAAUACCCAGACUAUGACAAAACAGGCUCCAUCUGUGUAAGCGAGAACAUCAACAACACCCUGACUCGUUAUCGUUGGCUCGUCAGCGCCCCCACCGGCCCCGAUGGAGUCACCAGCCCGAUGAGGGAAGUUGACUUUGAUACCUUCUUCACCUCCUCCAAGCUCAUCACUCUGGAUUCAGUCUACUUUCAGGCUGGGUCCAGGAUCCAGUGUGCCGCCAGGGGCGUGAACACUAACGGGGAUGAGGGUCUGGAGCUCAGUAGCCCCAUAGUGUCCAUCAGCGUGGACGAGGGAAUGUGCCAGCCUCGUGUCGCAGGCACAGUGGGGGCCGAGCCCUUCUCCGCCAAGCUGCGGUACACUGGAACAGAAGACGCAGAUCACCCCAACCUCAUCAAACUAACCGUCACCAUGCCCCACAUUGAUGGUAUGUUGCCUGUAGUGUCCACCCGAGCCCUGUCCAACUUUGAGCUCACGCUGAGCCCCGACGGUACCCGUGUUGGCAACCAUCGCUGCUCCAAUUUGUUGGACUACGCCGAGGUCAAGACUCGCUACGGCUUCCUCACUGAAGCCACCAAAAAUCCGGAAGUGAUCGGCGAGACGGCCUCUUACCAAUACAGCACUUUCCUCAGGGGAUCCAGUACGCUACGGUUCUACAGAAACCUCAACUUGGAGGCGUGUUUGUGGGAAUUCACCAGCUACUACGACAUGUCUGAGCUGCUUAGUGACUGUGGAGGCACCAUUGGGACUGAUGGACAGGUGUUGAAUCUGGUCCAGUCCUAUGUGACCCUACGAGUCCCGCUCCACGUGUCCUAUGUCUUCCACUCCCCUGUGGGAGCAGGAGGAUGGCAGCACUUUGACUUACAGUCGGAGCUGAGGCUCACGUUUGUGUACGACACUGCCAUCUUAUGGAGGGAUGGUAUCGGUAGCCCUCCAGAGGCUGAGCUACAAGGUGCCAUGUACCCAACCAGCAUGCGUAUAAAUGGCCAGGGACGACUAGUAGUCAACUUCCGCACUGAGGCUCGAUUCAGAGGCCUGUUUGUGUUUGCUCAUGCAGCUUCACCACUCACCUCCAUGGUCAUGUGUCCGGACCACCCUGAGUUGACCUUUAACCUCAGUCUUGUGAGGAAUGAGCCAACCUACAACCAGCCCAUCCAGCAGUGGACAUUUGUCUCAGAUUUUGCUGUGCGCGACUACUCUGGCACGUACACAGUGAAGCUGGUCCCCUGCACAUCCCCGCCCAGCCUGGAGUACACCAUCCCUCCGGUGUGCAACCCCAGAGAGCCUCUUACCUUCGACAUGGACAUCCGCUUUCAGCAGGUUAGCGACCCCGUGGCGGCUGAGUUCAGUCUGAACACGCAGAUGAUCUUACUCUCUAAGCGGACGCUCUGGCUGUCAGACGGCUCCAUGGGCUUCGGACAGGAGAGUGACACGGCCUUCUCACAGGGGGAUACAAUUUACGGCCGAGUGAUGGUGGAUCCAGUGCAGAACUUGGGCGACUCCUUUAUGUGUAACAUAGAGAAAGUGUUUCUGUGUACUGGAGCUGAUGGAUAUGUCCCUAAAUACAACCCCAGCAACUUUGAGUUUGGCUGUCUGGCAGAUGCUCCAUCACUACUCUACAGAUUCAAGAUAAUUGACAAAGCCCAGCCAGAGACCCAGGCCCGGUCAUUUGGCAAUGUAGCUUUCAACGCCUUCCUGGCGGUGGAUGACCCCGGCGCGUUAGCCCUAGUGAGACAACCUGGGUCAGAUGGGUUCAGAAUUGAUUCCUCAGCUCUCUUCCAGGUGUCUGCAGGGAGAGAGUGGUACAUUCACACCAUCUACACUGUCCGUUCUCGAGACAACGCUAACCGUGGCAUAGGGAAGAGAAGCCUGGAGUACCACGUGAUGAGCCGGCACUCAAAUCUGCUUCCAAAGGGUCAACGUCGCAGCAGAAGAUCGGCCGACGACGUGCCAGACAUAAUAGAGGACAUCGGUCAGAGCAACAACCGCGGCACCAACAUCCUCCACAUCGCGCUGGACCGCAGCAGCCAGCAGAGGACCAGCCCAGAGAGGGAGAUCUCCACCAGAGGAAUCCUCCCCCGUGAGCUCAACCAGAGAGACAGCGGCGACGACAGACUAGUGUUGAUCAUCGGCGUCUUUGUCGGGCUGCUCCUGACGGUGCUCGUCGUCAUCGUGGUGGUGUUACUGGUCCGGUCCAAGCGAGAGAAGAAAGGCGUACCCAAGAGCUCCAGCAGCGCAGAGCCCAUGGUGACACAAGCCCUCAGUGACAGCUCCGAGGUCUAACAAACACACCGACCAUUGAGAUUCUUUAGUUAAUAUUUUAGUUUUGCAAGUGCCUCACAUUUAGAUAAAAAAAAAAAAACCAAGAAAAAAAACGAAGAUUGUGUGUG